AUGACCGCAAAUUUGCCCCGCGUCUCCUACAUUAAGGCCAUCGACCUCUGGCUCAUCUUCUCCAUCAUCUUUGUCAUCAGCGUCCUCGUAGAGUACGCCAUUGCCAUCACGCUGCUGCGACGCAAACGGCGAGAAAACUGGCGCAACGACGUGGAGCACAUCGUGAAGGAGGAGUUGGCUCGCUGGUGCGCUGCCUGUCAGCAGACUCAGUUAGCAAACCUGCAGCUCAACACAGGUGGACUGGGACACGAGUUCAGUCAACAGUUUGCCUUCUUCAAUGACCUUGACACAUUUCUGACCCGCACUGUCAUUGAGGAGUCACAGAAGAAGUCUCGAAAGAACAAGAUUCCUGAGGCGACGGAGUCUGAGAUAGACGCGUACAGCCGGUUUCUCUUCCCAACCUGUUACAUCAUGUACAAUGUCUUCUACUGGCUGUAUUAUCUGGUGAUCGUAAAACAGGGCGAGGAAACGGACACCUGA
Spirometra erinaceieuropaei is the source of this 480-nucleotide messenger RNA. Lineage: Eukaryota; Metazoa; Platyhelminthes; Cestoda; Diphyllobothriidea; Diphyllobothriidae. The record is from the annotation of a GenBank genome assembly.